AUGGAACAGAUUCUUGAGUCCGCCACGUCUGGUAAUAGACCUCUAUUGCCUUAUCAGGAAUGGAAUAUUGAUUUCUCAGAAUUGACUGUUGGAACUCGUGUUGGAAUUGGGUUCUUUGGAGAAGUCUUUCGAGGUGUUUGGAAUGGAACAGAUGUUGCAAUAAAGGUUUUCUUAGAGCAAGAUCUAACUACUGAAAACAUGGAAGACUUCUGCAAUGAGAUAUCCAUUCUUAGCCGUCUUCGGCAUCCAAAUGUUAUUUUAUUUCUAGGUGCAUGCACAAAGCCUCCACACUUAUCAAUGGUUACAGAAUACAUGGAGAUGGGAUCCUUGUAUUAUUUGAUUCAUUUAAGUGGCCAGAAGAAGAAGCUUACCUGGCGAAGGAGACUGAAAAUGUUGCGUGACAUAAGCAGGGGGUUGAUGUGCAUGCACCGGAUGAAGAUAGUUCACCGCGAUUUAAAAAGUGCGAAUUGUCUCGUGAAUAAACAUUGGACUGUCAAGAUCUGUGAUUUUGGGCUCUCAAGAAUAAUGAACGAGACAAACAUGAAGGACUCCUCCUCUGCCGGAACUCCAGAAUGGAUGGCACCUGAACUUAUUCGAAAUGAACCCUUUACCGAAAAAUGUGAUAUUUUCAGCCUUGGGGUGAUAAUGUGGGAGCUCUGCACUCUAAAUAGACCGUGGGAAGGUGUUCCACCGGAGAGGGUAGUUUAUGCUGUUGCGAAUGAGGGUUCCCGAUUGGAAAUUCCGGAUGGUCCACUGGGCAGGCUUAUUUCGGGUGAGCAGUUGCUUAAGCUUAAUGAAAAUAUUGUUGGACAGAACCGGAUGAUCGGCCAAGCUGUGAGGAGAUACUCUCCCGCUUGUUAG
Messenger RNA from Prunus armeniaca (apricot), 861 nucleotides. NCBI's taxonomy places the organism in Eukaryota, Viridiplantae, Streptophyta, Magnoliopsida, Rosales, Rosaceae. The record is from the annotation of a GenBank genome assembly.